Molecule: messenger RNA, 509 nt
Organism: Anolis sagrei ordinatus
Lineage: Eukaryota; Metazoa; Chordata; Lepidosauria; Squamata; Anolidae
Source: RefSeq, a predicted model, not a curated record
GGCGGGGGAGCAGCACCAGAGAGGGGCGAUGGACCCGGCCGAGGCGGUGGUGCAGGAGAAGGCCCUCAAGUUCAUGUGCUCUAUGCCCCAGUCUCUGUGGCUGGGCUGUUCCAGCCUGGCGGACAGCAUGCCCUCGCUGCGAUGCCUUUAUAACCCAGGGACUGGCUCACUCACAGCUUUCCAGAAUUCAUCUGACAAAGAAGAUUGUAACAAUGAUGAACCCCCAAGGAAGAUCAUUCCUGAGAAGAAUGCACUCAGACAGACCUAUAACAGCUGUGCCAGACUCUGCAUAAACCAGGAAGCAGUAUGUUUAGGAAGCACCGCUAUGAAAACUGAAAACUGUGUGGCCAUGCAGUCAUGCUGGCCACAUGACCUUGGAGGUGUCUAUGGACGACGUUGGCUCUUCGGCUUAGAAAUGGAGAUGAGCACCACACCCCAGAGUCAGACAUGACUGGACUUCAUGUCAGGGGAAAACCUUUACCUUUACCUUUAGUAUUUUAGGCAUUUAU